UCCUUCCUUCAAUCUUUCUGACUCAGAGAAACAGAUAAAAACUCUGAGAAACAAGAAAACAAAAGUUUAUAAUAAUAAUAAUAAUCUCCAUCGAUCAUCGAUUGCAGCUAUAGAACAUCUGAGUCCAACCCAGGGUUUGUUGGAAUCAUCUUCACAAUGACGACUUCUGUUUGCCCUUUCUCCAAAGCUGCUCGUCCCGACGACGCUUCUGCUCGAAAACAAGCCGACACGACACCUUCUGCUUGCCCUUUCUCUAAAGCUGAUGCCUUUGCUCGAAAACAAGGCGAAACUACUGCUUCUGCCUGCCCUUUCUCCAAAUCUGAUGCCUCUGCUCGGAAGCAAGGCGAAGUGGCGAGUAAAGGAUGUCCUGAAAACGAAGGAAUAGUGCAAAAGGAGGAGGACUCUACUACUGAUUCUGCAACGGUGCCUGCCAAGUGUCCGUUUGGUUACGACUCCCAAACGUUCAAGCUUGGGCCCUUUAGCUGUAUGCUAUGUCAGGCACUUCUGUUUGAGAGCAGUAGAUGUGUGCCUUGUACACAUGUCUUCUGCAAGGUGUGCGUGUCACGGUUUAAGGACUGCCCUUUAUGUGGUGCUGACGUCGAGAGUAUUGAAGCUGAUGAAAGCCUUCAGAAGAUGGUUGACCAGUUUAUUGAAGGCCAUGCUAGAAUCAAGAGGUCUGUUGUGAAUAGCACUGAUAAAGAAGAGGAGGUCGAAAAUGAUAACAAAAGGGUGAUUUACGCUGAUGUUUCCAUGGAAAGAGGUUCUUUCUUGGUUCAACAAGCUAUGAGGGCAUUUCAAGCUCAGAACUAUGAAAGUGCUAAAUCAAGGUUGGCGAUGUGUACCGAGGACAUUAGAGAUCAACUGAAGAGAGAGGGCAAUACACCAGAGUUAUGUUCACAGCUUGGUGCAGUCCUUGGCAUGCUCGGUGACUGCAGCCGAGCAAUGGGAGACUCAAGCUCUGCAGUCAGUCAUUUUGAAGAGAGUAUUGAGUUCCUUAUGAAGUUGCCGAUGGAUGAUUUGGAGAUUACACAUACACUUUCUGUAUCGCUCAAUAAAAUAGGAGAUCUCAAGUAUUAUGGCCAAGACCUAGAAGCUGCAAGGUCGUAUUACUGCCGUGCUUUAAAUGUUAGACGUGAUGCCAUGAAGCAUCACCCUAAUGCUCCUUCACAAAUUCUGGAUGUGGCGGUUUCCUUAGCCAAAGUUGCAGAUAUAGACAGAGCUCUACAAAAUGAAGAUGCUGCCACAGAUGGUUUCAAGGAAGGCAUGAAACUGCUGGAAUCUUUGAAACUCGACUCUGAAGAUUCUGCUGCUCUCGAGCAACGACGUCUCUCUGUGCUGGAGUUUCUGAAGAAGCAAGUAGAGAAGCCUGCAGAAACUGCAACCUGAACUGAUGCAGGCUUAUGUAAGUAUAUAUAUAUAUAUACAGACUGUACUGUACCACUGUCGCAUUUUGGCAGAAAUAAAAAGACGAGAAAGCAAAAAUGUUGUGUUUGCGCUUUAAGGAUCCAAAGAAACAGAGUGAUCUGUAUCUUGUGAUGGUUUCAAAAUCGUAUACACUCUAUGAACUUAUUAUGAAGAAGCUGUUUGUAAGAAUGUAAGAGUUGUUGAAGAAUCUGAGUGGUUGUUACUUCUUGGUA
Brassica oleracea var. oleracea is the source of this 1637-nucleotide messenger RNA. RefSeq lists its product as uncharacterized. Gene Ontology annotation, molecular function: protein binding; ubiquitin protein ligase activity. Lineage: Eukaryota; Viridiplantae; Streptophyta; Magnoliopsida; Brassicales; Brassicaceae. Gene Ontology annotation, biological process: protein ubiquitination. The transcript is spliced from 8 exons. The record is from RefSeq and is a predicted model, not a curated record. Bases 157 to 1386 code for a protein of 409 amino acids.